AUGAUGAGUACUAUAACAAAGGACGUUCGUAACUAUUUUAAACUAGAUCGUUUAGUAGCACGAUCGUAUGUUAUACUUCGUCAAUUAUUUAAAAAACGUUAUUCUCUAUUCAACAGUGGUCAAGUAUGGGAUGAUUCCUCAACUUGCGGAAGUAAUUAUUUAAGUAAUGUUAUUGCAAAAAAUAAGAAGUUUAAUUUGACCAAGGUUCAAACAAUAUCUAUCGCUAAUGGUGAUUCAAACGAAUGGGAUAUAACGACACUUACUUCUCUUCUUCUCAAUGCUGAUCGUCCUAAAACAUUGAGUCGAGCUCAAAUACAAGAACUCGAUCAUGAAGAUUUACUUUUAAAACAAUUAAGAGAUAUUAGAAAUAAGUUAGCUCAUCAUGCAUCAAAAUCUAUAGAUGAUACUGAAUUUAGUCAACUCUGGACUGAUGUAACGAACAUUCUAGUAGCAUUUGGUGAAAGUGACUGUGAGUUAGACAAAUUAAAAGAUGAUAGUGUGUUUGAAGCACGUACUCAAUUGAUUAAUGAAGAAAAUGUUGAAGAAGCAGCACGUCUAAAUGCACUUGGUACACAAGCUCAUAAAGAUGGAAAAUUAUCCGAUGCUAUUGUAUUAUUUACGAAAGCAACCGUUUUAUCGGGUGUAUUAGAUCGUGAUCGUGCAAUUUUCUAUUCGAAUAUGUCAUCUAGUCGUCUUGCAUUGUAUGAAAAACAGCAGAAUGAUAUUUCAAACAUCUUUGAAAUACGUGAUCCAAGAGAUCAACGAUAUCUUGCACUUCAAGAUGCGAAACUAGCUCGCAAUCUUUGGCCAACGUGGUGGAAAGGUCAUUUUCGCGUUGGAAAAGUAUAUGCCACCCUAAAUGAACAUGAUAAAGCUGUUAAUUCAUUUGAACGAGCAUUAGCUCUUGAACCUACGAAAGAUGAGAUACGAAAAGCAUUAGAUGAAAGUCGUCAUAUACUUGGUCGGCAAAUGCGUUGUGAACACCUUGAUCCACGAUUUAGUCCACGAACGGUUCCUGAGCAAUUGAAUGCAUUACAAGAAACAAUCGGAAUAAAUCCAGAAAAUCUGCGCAUGUUACAUAGUUUAGCAGAGGCAACAGAUUCAGCUGCAGCUGAUGUUCUCAAAGGAUAUAAAUAUGAGCAUGGAGAUAUUGAUGUUAAACAAGAUUAUGAGCAAGCUGCUAAAUAUUACGCUAAAGCAGCAGGUCA
This is a messenger RNA of Rotaria sp. Silwood1, 1208 nucleotides long. Lineage: Eukaryota; Metazoa; Rotifera; Eurotatoria; Philodinida; Philodinidae. The record is from the annotation of a GenBank genome assembly.